Messenger RNA from Pomacea canaliculata, 1913 nucleotides. RefSeq lists its product as uncharacterized. Gene Ontology annotation, molecular function: zinc ion binding; hydrolase activity, acting on carbon-nitrogen (but not peptide) bonds, in cyclic amidines. The record is from RefSeq and is a predicted model, not a curated record. The transcript has 2 exons. Bases 567 to 1238 code for a protein of 223 amino acids. Lineage: Eukaryota; Metazoa; Mollusca; Gastropoda; Architaenioglossa; Ampullariidae.
AUCAGUUUAAAUUUAAAAUUAUGGCAUAAGAAUAAUUGUUUUAUGCGCGAACUAUGUUGUAAAAUUACAUUACAUGAAGACAAGUUGUAUUUAUUAACUUUAUUUUAAAACUAUAUUUUUAGUUGCUCAGCCCUUUGUGUGUUCCUAUUGUUAGAAAAAGGGAAUGCCCGUUGCCAAAAUAUUGUACUCAGCUACUACUGUUUGAUUAUCUCAACUACUAAGAAGCUUUGCUAUGUAUGGACGACAUCUACUUCCAUUUUCGAUAGUGAUGUUUUGCAAAUGUUACUUCAAAGAUUGGCAAAAUAUAUUUAUAGAACUGGGAAUGCCUACUGCGUUGCCCAACACCACAUAGAGAUGAUAUAAAGACUGGACACCUGUCUCAUUUGGUCCUAACAGCUUCAGCUUAUGAUCUUCACGAGGAACUUAGUUUCUGGAAGAUAUUUUGCAACCUGCUUUAAAUAAGUAUUUCUAAUAUAUCUAAGUGAGGACUGGUGUUGAGAGGAGACAUCACUUAGGUGUGAAGUGGAGAAACAGAUCCUGAGAAUAUAUAAUUCAAACUCCACAGUAUGGAGAUAAGGGACAAUUACAGGGAGGUGAUGAGCACGUUCAUGACCAAUGGUGUACACGGACAGGUGUGGUCCAAGACUGUGUACGCUGUGGCUCACUACAGCAGCGGCGGUGCCACUCGGUAUUUUACAGCCAGGAAUGUCAACAGACUGUCUCAUGCCGAAAAUGGUGUUAUCAACCAUGUAGAGGACUUGCUGACCAGUAGAAAACUCACUUCUCCCAAAAUUAAGCUGUACCUCAGCUACUCUCCUUGCCAUGAAUGCAGCCAGAGAAUCGUCAACCUUCUGACCACCGCCAGGUGGUGUCAUCACAUCGCCCUGGAGGUCGAGAUCGUGUUCUCGGCUCUGUAUCGGAUCAGACGACCCUCUUGUGAGAAGAAUCCAUCCUGUCAUCGUCAUCUUCCUUCGUACGAUGACCACAGGUUGAAUGUUGACGGGCUGAAGAAACUGUUCCGGACACCUGGUGUCGUCCUUCGCACAUUCACCCAGAGAGACUGGCUUCAACUGUGGAUCGCUCUGGGCUUUCCUCCCUUGGACAUUGUUCGGUUCAGCAGCCGAAGUGAGGUAGACGACUUACUUAAAAAGGACUUUGAACAAACGAUGGGCAUGAUCCGUACAGAGCCUGUGUCUACAUGGCUACAGUUGCUCCAACUUCUGAUAGAAAGGUUGUAGCCUGCGUACGGUGACAGCGCCAGCUAAUUCUCAUUCCCUCGGAGACCGCGAAGACAACUCCGAAAGCAACGCGAGGACUUACAGAAACAUUCCUGGAUUGUGAUGAGACUGCUAACAUUACUCACCGUCAGUGAACACAUGUAGGAUGUGAACGGUGAUCUCAUUGUGUGUGUUGGUCAUUCGACUACACGAGCGAUGCUUUUGCCUUCCUUCGAUAUAAAAGUAGGGGAGACAACUGCAAGAAAAUAGCAUUGCCACUUCCGUCCCUCAUGAUUGUCUCCCCUGGUACCAGCUGACUCGGCAGCACCACGAAAUUCCUUGGUUGUUUGCAAGCCUUGAACACUGUGUGGGUGGCGUGACAUAAGAUUUAUAUGUUUUUACAUUUCCAACAUUUCCGCCUUCAACCCUGCCAUUGACAUCUCCGCUAACUACUUCAGAUGAGACUGGUACAGAGUCGGCAGCUGUGAUGCAAUAACAACUAUUUUUUAAAAGAUAAUAUUAUGAACGUUGUCUUUAAAGUUACCUUUUAUACCUCAUUCAGAUUUUUUUAUUUGAAAUUGUCAUUACAUUUGUAUUCAAUAUGUCUGAUAUAUACAUGAAUAGAAAAAUUUUAAUGAGUAUUUAAUCUUUAUGAGUGAAUAUUUGUUUGUUGAGAUAAAAUGUAAGUUCACCUCU